AUGUGGGGGCAUUUACGAAUAUGGAGGGUGGUUGGAGUGGUGCUGUUGGCGACUAUAGUGGGAGGGAGCGAGUUUCCGGAGAGGGAGUGCUGCGAUCCUGUGUACCCUCCAAAUACAGCGACUACAGCCGCUGUGCCGGUUACUCCUCCUGUGAGCAAAUCUGCAGCGCCCGGUAUAAAGGGCACAAUGGCGAUCCUGAACUGCUUGCUGGCUAGGCAGCUAUGUUUCGAAGACGCCUCCUGCUCCGCUAUCCUUGAGAUCAUCCCGCGCGUCUGUGGCUCUGAACUUGUGGCUUGCUCAACGGUGACUGUAACCAAGUGCCAGGCGGCCCUGCGAACCCUUCAAGCGUUUCCGUUCUUCAAGCCAACCUGUCUCUGUCGCGAACCCAACGUCGAUCCUGAAUGCAACUCCUUCCGCGAUUUCCUGUUUGAUCAUCCCUGCGUUUUCGUCAUGAAGAAGGAGAAAGACCCGUACCCGGUAGAGACCCUGCCAACCUGCACCUAUGCUCUGAGCGUCUGCCACAGCGAGAAAGCCUGCGCGGUCCUCUUCGAACGCUACAAGAACGCAUGCAAGGCUCGCGAUGGGGAAUGCCGUAUGGAGGACAGAGAGGCUUGCCGCGAAGCCUGGGCCGGUCUACGUCUCUCACCACUCUUCGGAUGCAUUUGCCCCAACACGCACAUGAAGAAACGUUGCGAUCGCAUCUUUACCGUCGUCAACCACAACCCCUGCGUCGCAACGUGGGAGUCGUGCCCGGUGUGGGUGCGCGCGCUGUUCGAGGUGCCGCAGAGGGAGAACAGCGCUCCACGUGCGCCGCCACUCACGCGCUACGCUGCGCCCGACGGUACGCUCCUGCUGCUCACCGAGAACGGCACUCGGCUGAUGACGCGCGCCGCCGCCGCCAGUCUCCUGCGCGCCGUCCUCCUCUCCCCGCGCCCCCCUCGGCCCCGCCAUGUAAAGCUGAUGUCCGACGGAAGGAACGCGAAUCGGAACGCCACCGGCGUGACGUCAUGGAUUGGCGGUAUGUCCAUAACACAGGACGGGAACCUGAUCGCACCGGACAAAAUAAUGACGCAUGUACAUCGAUACGCGAGUCCUCACUACAACCCCCAUGGACAUCAUUAUCAUCGGUGGAACCAUGAACCAGGGGGGAGUGAAGACCCCCUGUACGCGACCAAGACCGUCUACGGAGCCGGAUACAUUGAUGAAAAUCAGAGGAUUGGCAAAGAGAACGGUAAAUCAGGUGACGAGAAGGUGGCUCUUCAAUCCACAUGCCACGUGGCCUUGGAAUCCUGCAUCAAGGACAAGGAAUGCGACUUCUCGCUGACUCCCGUGCUGCAGAAAUGUCAUACUACCGACUGCGACAGAGAAGGGUGCAUGGAAGCGCUGAGAGGGUUCUACAGGAAAUCUGGUGUCCAUUGGAAUACUGAGAUCGCUUUUUGUCUUUGCAAGAAAACCGACAACCGGGAGGACUCCUGCAUGAACGCACAGGAGCGUCUCCACCCUGCGUGUGCCCAGCGUCCACCGGUCGGCUCCCCACUCCCCGCCUGCCACACUCUCGCUCAUGCCUGCCGUGAAAAUCCUGAAUGCCGAGUACGAUUGGAAAACUAUGAGCAAUGGUGCGCUGUUGACGCCGUGACCCAAGGAUGUGCUGGAUCUCCAGCUGCCUGCAGAGCUGCUGUUGUUGCUGUACUGGGAACUCAACUGAGGGCUGCUUGUGCUUGCCGUGGAACUGACUUUGCGCAGCUGUAUGAUUGCCUUGGUUGGCAAAGAUUGCUGUGGUUGAACCCUUGUGUGGUGGAUGCCCAAAGCGACUAUCAUGUCAAGACCUACGGUUCUCUUUUGACCACGACUGGGUACGACAACGGUAUCAGGCUAAUCACGUCUCCACCUGAAUUGGCCAUCAACCAUCGUACAACUACUCAUCAUCGCCAUAGCACUCAGCAUAUUAGGCCCCCGAAGUUGGAAACCAUCGAGGAAAUCCCGGACGAAUCCUACCCGAUCACUACUAUGUCAGAGCAAACAGUCCUGCCGAACGAAGUGGCUCAAAUGUCAAAACCAAUCGCCGAAACAACUACAGAAACGACCACUACGGCUCUCACAACUACUACGACUACGACGACAACUACUACAACUACCACAACGACGACUACGCCCGCGCCGACAACUACUUUGGAGCCCGCGAAAUAUUGCAUCGUUAAGAAACCGGAGAGUGAUGAUGAGGCCCAGUAUAUUAAAAUGGGAGAAACUAGACGAUUAUACCGCUCAGCAGAAUUGGCAGAAUGCACGGACCUUUGCAUCUGUGAAGCCUCACUCCAAGUUUCAUGCAAAGUUGCAUGUGUACCCCGUGCCCCAUGCUCGUCCCGUCUGGCCCAUUAUUCCCAUUCGGCCCCUGCGUAUCAAGCUUAUAGAGGACGAUGUUACUGUUAUUCAGGGUCUUUUAUUUGCAUGAGACCUAAUCCAAACGAAUACAAGCUUCCCGAAGGCGUGUACCUGCUUCUAGGCUUCAGCUCAGUGGACGAAUCGCUGCUGCGCCCGCACACAGGUCUAGGCGCCGAAGAUGCCGUCAGGUUGCUCCAGCAGUACAUGCACUCGGUGCACAGCGAGGGGACGAACUGCACACUGACGCUGUUCAACAUCAGCAACGAAAACGUGAUCAUAUCUGCAAGCGUGCCCCCUCAGGAGCAGGAAGCUCUAAAGGAAGCCGGAGAGCCACUGCUUGAUCGAGAAAAGGAGGAGUGCAUCGACGUGCUCAAAGUGGUAAAAUCCCGCAUCAACUCUCAACACGAAGAUAUCUCCUCUCACCUUCUGCUGUCCAUCUUUAAGAUCGCAGAAGUUGACGUCAUAUACCCCACACCACCCAGUUCCGCCUAUUCCAUCAAACCAAGCAAGAACAUUUACAUCAUCAUUGUGUUCUUAACUAUACUCUACCACCUCAAAAAUUUCAUUAACAUUGCCAUUAUUAAAAUGGUCAAUUUGAUAUCGGAUUUAUUCGAUAAUAAUCGUAAAACGGCAUGUUCGAAUUCUAUAUCAUGUUUUGAAAACGUUCCUUUCGUAAAGAAAUAUUUUGUAAACAACAAUUUUGUAUCUAUUUUGAAGAGUUACGAUGAAUUUAUUCAUAGUGUAGACGUUGUAAUCACUGCGCACGCAUUUGCUUUAGAUGACGCACAAAAGAACACUGAUCAAUUAAAAAUAAGGGAUAUAGGUGUAAAUAUUUAUAAGGAAACUAAGCAUAUCAUAAAAGCUGUGAGUACUACAAUAUUUACUUAUUUAAAUGAACUUGUUGCUGACGCAAUUAUACUUAAAUAUUUUUCUAGAGAUGUGUAUUAUGAAUGUACUAAUUCGAAGCUUUUUGGUGAAUUCUUUUUUGAAAAAAAAAUGCGUCCUCUUCUUAUGGGAUUGCAAAAUCCACUAGCUUAGGACUGACUCUAGUAGUAGUUUGAAGACUGAGAUGAACUAACAUAUCAUAGUUAAACGUGUUUCGUUUUAUUUUCGACUUAGUACUGGUGCUUGUAGGUCGAUCUUA
Molecule: messenger RNA, 3523 nt
Organism: Hyposmocoma kahamanoa
Lineage: Eukaryota; Metazoa; Arthropoda; Insecta; Lepidoptera; Cosmopterigidae
Gene: Gfrl
Exons: 16
Coding region: 1-3417 (1138 amino acids)
Biological process (GO): nervous system development
Cellular component (GO): signaling receptor complex; external side of plasma membrane
Molecular function (GO): signaling receptor activity
Source: RefSeq, a predicted model, not a curated record